UUGAGCAUCGCCCUCUGCUUUCUGAUCAGAUGUUCUCAUCAUUUUAAUCCCUUCCUUAUUACACCAACAACCCUGCAAUCCUCCCUUCAAUUUUCCAUUAUUGGCCAAUUAAUCAUCAAACUUUCCUCCCAAACCAAAACCCUAAAUCAAUAUACCAUUUCCCAUCCUCCAAAAAAAUUCUAUUGCUUUCCUUGAAAUCGAUCUCUCUCUCACACACACUGCACGCACACUCAAAUUAGCAAUGGACCGAGACUUAACCCCCACUAAAAGUGGUGAUGAAACUGAAGUUGAUACCCCACCGCACACGCACACUCACACCCCAUCCAUCAAGAGCCACCGCCGCCCGCCGCCGGCGUUCAAAGAAUGCAUGAAGAACCAUGCAGCCAAUAUAGGCGGCCACGCAGUAGACGGCUGUGGAGAGUACAUGCCGCCCUCCUCCGACGACCCUAUCUCACUCAUAUGCGCCGCCUGCGGCUGCCACCGCAACUUCCACCGCCGCCACCCCGCCGCCAUCACCCCACCGUUUCUUGAUUUCCGACGGCCCGGCCAUACUCAAACAUCCUCCCCCUCUCCGCCAUUCCAUUACGGCCCCCAUGUGCUGCUCGCCCUCGGCACCGCGGAGCCGGCGGCCGAGAACCUGCAGCUCGGCAAAAAGCGCUCCAGAACGAAAUUCAGCCAGGAACAGAAGGAAAGGAUGCAUUCCUUCUCGGAGAAGCUCGGCUGGAAAAUGCACAGGUCCGACGAGGCGGCGGUGGCGGAGUUCUGCCGCGACGCCGGCGUCGCCAGAGGAGUGCUCAAGGUGUGGAUGCACAACAACAAGGGCACAACCGGCGCCAGGACCGGAAAUGUCGACGUUGUUGGAGGCCGAGCGAUGAGCAUUAAUGGCAGCGGCGGCGACAAAGAAACUAGAAAGACCGAUGAUGAUAAUGGCGGUCGAUGUCGGAAUGGGAGUGGCGGUACACUUCAUUUUUCGUGAUUCCAAUAAUUUAUUUCGUCGAGUAAUGUUAAUUUUCUGUUGAAUUCAUGUGAGUCGUUAAUCAACUAAUUAAGCAUUCCUGAUUAGAAACGAAAUUUUACUAAUUAA
Salvia miltiorrhiza (redroot sage) is the source of this 1084-nucleotide messenger RNA. RefSeq names its product zinc-finger homeodomain protein 8-like. The coding region runs from base 242 to 976 and encodes 244 amino acids. Gene Ontology annotation, molecular function: DNA-binding transcription factor activity; transcription cis-regulatory region binding. The record is from RefSeq and is a predicted model, not a curated record. The transcript has a single exon. Lineage: Eukaryota; Viridiplantae; Streptophyta; Magnoliopsida; Lamiales; Lamiaceae. Gene Ontology annotation, cellular component: nucleus. Gene Ontology annotation, biological process: regulation of DNA-templated transcription; regulation of developmental process.